CGGCUGAAAGUUGGGACAAGCAGGAAGUGAACGCUGGCGGCUGGGGGAGGAAAUAGACUAAACAAGUUCAGCUGCUGACAGGCCUGAGCUGCUGAGAAGAAUGGAGGAAGCCAGUGAAGGUGGAGGAAAUGAUCGUGUACGGAACCUGCAGAGUCAGGUGGAAGGAGUCAAGAAUAUCAUGACCCAGAAUGUGGAGCGGAUUCUGGCCCGAGGAGAAAACUUGGACCAUCUCCGCAAUAAGACAGAGGAUCUGGAAGCCACAUCGGAGCACUUCAAGACGACAUCGCAGAAGGUGGCUCGGAAGAUGUGGUGGAAGAAUGUCAAGAUGAUCGUCCUCAUCUGUGUGAUUGUUUCUAUCAUCAUCCUCUUCAUCGUGCUCUUUGCCACUGGAGUCAUCCAUUAAGUAACUUAGGGUGUCCUGCCUGCCUUCUCUUUGGCGGCAACCACUCAUAAUGGGUACCAAGAGGGGCCCUCUCUCCUGUCCUCUUCCAUAGGUAAUGCUGCUAGGUCCUCCUGCCCCUCACUCUGAGGCCCCGCUGCCAUGUUGUAUUCCCCAGGGAGUACCUUAGUCCCCCCAGAAAGAGAGAGCUGAACUGUGGCUGCAUUUCACUGGUCUUUAGAGUGGGUUGGAGAGACCCAGAGGGCCCAGCAUGUGGCUGGGAAAUAGUUGGUGGCUAGUGGACAAUAAAGACCUUUCAGUAUCCUUAUGUGUAA
Molecule: messenger RNA, 714 nt
Organism: Otolemur garnettii (small-eared galago)
Lineage: Eukaryota; Metazoa; Chordata; Mammalia; Primates; Galagidae
Gene: VAMP8
Product: vesicle associated membrane protein 8
Exons: 3
Coding region: 101-403 (100 amino acids)
Biological process (GO): vesicle-mediated transport; SNARE complex assembly; vesicle fusion
Cellular component (GO): plasma membrane; SNARE complex
Molecular function (GO): syntaxin binding; SNAP receptor activity
Source: RefSeq, a predicted model, not a curated record